Molecule: messenger RNA, 1296 nt
Organism: Pseudogymnoascus verrucosus
Lineage: Eukaryota; Fungi; Ascomycota; Leotiomycetes; Thelebolales; Thelebolaceae
Exons: 1
Coding region: 215-1222 (335 amino acids)
Molecular function (GO): heme binding
Source: RefSeq, a predicted model, not a curated record
CUCAGAUGAUAGUACACUAUUAUUGCCCCGCCAAGAAUAUCUCCUCUCUUACUCGCAGCCUGCAAGCCUUAAUAUGCUUAUCGCACCUUCUGUUCCACGAACUAUAAUAUAUUUUCCCCUCACACCAACCCGCAUCGCAUAACAUCUCAUCUUAUUUAUACCCUCGCCUCUCCCCAAGGCUAUAGCGGCGUCCUUCCCUGCGUCCAUCCCUGUUAUGACUCUGAUCGGCGUGUCAAUACUAAUCGCCACUUUCACAAUCUUCCUCUUCAAGGUGCCGCCCUCAACAUGGUUCGCCGCCUGGUUCCCCAAGGCGGCUGACAGCAGUGGCGAUGUCUCGAAUGGCGAUCUGGAUAAGACAAAGGCGGGCCAGGUAAAAGAUGGGGGUGAGACCAAGGGAGACGGCAAGGAGGAGAAGGAAGACAAGGAGGACACUACACUUCCGGAUGCGGGCGUGAAGGAAGCCAAGGCUGAGCUGGAUCGGAAGGCAAUGCCUCCUCCUCCAAGCUUCCUGAUUAAACCGCCAAAUGCACCCAGCAAUGGGGCUCUGCCUGCACGAGGAGGGGCACCUCAAAAUGGCCUAGCUGCGCCAUCACAGCCAUCUGUGAGAGGGCAGGGACUAUCCGCCCCCGCGCUUCCCUCCUUCCCAGCUCUCAAUUCCGCACAACGCGCUUCCGACAGCCGCGGCGCGCCACGGUUAAACCCAAUACCUUCAGUGCAACCCCCUCUUCGCUCAGUCUACUCCGCGUCUCCGCCAGGACGGUCACCAGCCCCAAACCGCGGUGGGAACUUCUCCCUGGCGCCGCCACCGACACAUAGCUCGAUUCCUCCCAAGCCCAGGCUAAAGGUUGGAUUGACGCCUGGUCACUCCCCGCUUGAUUGGGCCAAGUUGUCCGAGGCGCCGAAUGCCAAUCUGCGGGGGCUUCCGGCAGAUACUCCGUAUCUGAAGGUCACGCCCUCGCAGUUGCGGCACUAUACUGGGCGCAAGGGGAAGGAUGCUUGGACGGUGUUGGGCGGGAAGGUGUAUAAUAUCACGCCGUAUCUGCCAUACCAUCCGGGUGGGGAACCUGAGCUCAUGAAGUGUGCUGGGAGGGAUGGCACGAAGUUAUUCGCGGAGAUCCAUCCUUGGGUGAACUGGGAGGGGAUGCUUGGGGCGUGCUUGGUUGGCAUUGCUGUGGGAGAGACAGAGGUAAAGGAGGUCAGCGCAUUAGAGAGUAUGGACUAGAGUAUAUAGGUUUCCUCUGCAUUUAUAGCGGGCAUGUGUAAUGAUAGAAACUGAGGUACUAGACUAAUCGAUAC